This is a messenger RNA of Maudiozyma barnettii, 987 nucleotides long. RefSeq names its product WD-repeat containing protein SWD2 (gene SWD2). NCBI's taxonomy places the organism in Eukaryota, Fungi, Ascomycota, Saccharomycetes, Saccharomycetales, Saccharomycetaceae. Gene Ontology annotation, cellular component: Set1C/COMPASS complex. The transcript has a single exon. Gene Ontology annotation, molecular function: chromatin binding; protein binding. Bases 1 to 987 code for a protein of 328 amino acids. The record is from RefSeq and is a predicted model, not a curated record.
AUGUCGCUAGAUAUAACAAGGGAUACGUUGUCACGAUACAAGGCUGUGAAGACGUUCACAGUUCAGGAGAAAGAGGUGGCACCAGUGACGUCUUUGUCAUUUGAUGACAAUGGUAAAUAUUUACUUACCGCUGCAGCCAAUGAUAAUAUGCAUCUUUACGACACGGUAUCCUGUAAGUUUCUUAACACAAUCGGGUCCAAGAAGUAUGGUUGUCAUUCAGCUAGAUUCACACACGCUCAAAACGAAUGUGUUUACUCUUCCACAAUGAAAUCAUUCGAUAUUAGACAUUUGAACCUCGAAACAAACCAAUACAUCCGUUAUUUCACUGGACACGGUGCCUUGGUUCAUGACAUACAGAUGAGUCCACUUGAUGAUACAUUUAUUUCUGCUUCGUAUGAUGAGUCUGUUAGACUUUGGGAUCUUAGAUCAUCGAAGGCUCAAGCCAUUAUCCCAAGUUUGGUUCCUAAUUGUAUCGCAUAUGAUCCUUCGGGCUUAGUUGUUGCACUUGGCAAUCCAGAAUCGAUGGAGCUAGCGUUAUAUAAUUUGAAACAAUUGGGGAAAGGGCCAUUUCUUACGGUGAAGAUCGAUAAUGGGUUCAAGAAUUGGAAUAAGAUGGAAUUUUCAAACGAUGGGAAAUAUUUAUUAUUAGCAUCAUCUUAUGGGAAACAUCUUGUGUUGGAUGCAUUCUCAGGGGUACAAUUAUUUGAAUUAACUGGAACUAAACCAUUCCCCUUGAGAGAAUUCAUGGAUACAGGGUCUGCAACGUUUACUCCAGAUGGCCAAUUUAUCCUGGGUACAGAUUAUGAUGGUAAGAUCGCCAUAUGGAAUCAUUCAGAUUCUAUAAGUAGUAGAACGCUGAAACCAAUUGCAUAUAUACCGGCAGCGCCUGACUCAUGUCCAAGAUCGAUAGCAAUGAAUCCUAAAUAUUCAAUGUUUAUCACUGCUGAUGAAAACGUUGAUUUUUAUGUAUAUGACGAGGAUAAGUAG